AUGAAGGAAGGAAACGACGGGUUUGUCCGAGCAGAUCAGAUUGAUCUAAAGAGCUUAGAUGAGCAACUAGAGAGGCAUUUAAGCAGAGCUUUGACUUUAGAGAAGAACAAGAAGAGAGACGAAGAAGAAUCCGCCGCCGCCAUCGGAGCCUCCGCCUCCUCCUCUCCCGUCGCUGCUCUCAACGGCGGUUUCGUUGGGCAGAGGAAACAGAGGCUUGAGUGGGAGAUCGAUCCUUCUAAGCUUAUCAUCAAGACCGUUCUUGCACGUGGCACAUUCGGUACCGUUCAUCGUGGUAUCUACGACGGUCAAGAUGUCGCCGUGAAGCUGCUUGAUUGGGGUGAAGAAGGGCAUAGAUCAGAAGCUGAGAUUGUGUCUUUGAGGGCAGAUUUUGCUCAGGAAGUUGCCGUUUGGCAUAAACUGGACCAUCCUAAUGUUACCAAGUUCAUAGGAGCUACAAUGGGUGCAUCAGGGUUACAGCUACAAACGGAGAGUGGUCCUCUAGCAAUGCCGAACAAUAUAUGCUGUGUUGUUGUUGAAUAUCUUCAAGGUGGUGCUUUGAAAUCUUUCUUGAUCAAGAACAGAAGAAGAAAGUUAGCAUUUAAAGUUGUUGUUCAGCUCGCUCUUGACCUCGCUAGGGGGUUGAGUUACCUUCAUUCACAGAAGAUUGUUCACCGUGACGUAAAGACAGAGAACAUGUUGUUAGACAAAACCCGGACUGUCAAAAUCGCUGAUUUUGGAGUUGCUAGAGUUGAAGCAUCUAACCCUAAUGACAUGACAGGAGAGACUGGCACACUUGGUUACAUGGCUCCUGAGGUUCUCAAUGGGAACCCUUAUAAUCGAAAAUGCGAUGUGUAUAGUUUUGGUAUCUGCUUAUGGGAGAUAUAUUGCUGUGACAUGCCAUACCCUGAUCUUACUUUCUCUGAAGUCACUUCAGCUGUCGUCCGCCAGAACCUGAGACCAGAUAUACCGAGGUGUUGCCCGAGCGCGCUUGCAGCUGUGAUGAAGCGAUGCUGGGAUGCAAAUCCAGACAAGAGACCGGAGAUGGACGAGGUUGUGCCGAUGUUGGAGAGUAUUGAUACGACUAAAGGAGGAGGGAUGAUCCCUGCUGACCAGCAACAGGGUUGCCUCUGCUUCCGAAGGAAACGUGGUCCUUAA
This is a messenger RNA of Brassica napus (rape), 1155 nucleotides long. Its product is annotated as serine/threonine-protein kinase HT1-like. The record is from RefSeq and is marked provisional. Lineage: Eukaryota; Viridiplantae; Streptophyta; Magnoliopsida; Brassicales; Brassicaceae. Gene Ontology annotation, biological process: protein phosphorylation. Bases 1 to 1155 code for a protein of 384 amino acids. Gene Ontology annotation, cellular component: plasma membrane. Gene Ontology annotation, molecular function: protein kinase activity; ATP binding. The transcript has 6 exons.